AGCCAUCUUCUUCUGGUAAUCCUGUACUCCAUCUUAAGCUCUAAAGUCACCAUGCAACAUCGCGUUCAUAGCCUCCGACCAGGCGCCAUGGGGAUACUUGGUUUGUUCUAAUAGAAGGACCCCCAAGUUGUCACUAACAUCAUGGAGAACAACAGCAGGUUUGAUAGCCCCACCAACAUCUCCUUGGCUAACAAUGACUUAGUGUUUAGCUUGAUCGAAUACAAAGCCAUCUCUGUGUUCCUGGUUUUAUUAAUCUGCGGAGUUGGCAUAAUUGGCAACAUCAUGGUGGUACUGGUGGUAUUCACUACCCGUGACAUGAGAACCCCAACCAACUGUUACUUGGUCAGCCUGGCCGUUGCCGACUUAAUGGUCCUGGUCGCCGCAGGGUUGCCGAAUGUUUCCGACAGCUUGGCCGGCACGUGGAUUUACGGGCACGCCGGGUGCCUGGGCAUAACGUACUUCCAAUAUUUGGGAAUCAAUGCCUCGUCCUGCUCAAUCACGGCGUUUACAGUGGAGAGAUAUAUUGCAAUUUGUCACCCGAUGAGAGCCCAGACAGUCUGCACAGUGUCACGGGCCAAGCGAAUUAUCACCGCCGUAUGGAUAUUCACAUCCAUAUAUUGCAUGCUUUGGUUUUUCCUGGUUGAUAUCCAAGUGAACAAGAACCAGCAGGUGGAAUGUGGCUACAAGGUCUCCCGUAACCUCUACCUGCCGAUAUACCUAACAGACUUUGCCAUUUUCUAUGUCAUUCCGCUCUUUGUCGCCACCGUCCUCUACGCUCUGAUUGGACGAAUCCUGUUUCUCAGCCCAAUACCCCAGCAUCCGGAGAGCACCACGGAGCGAUGGAGGGAAAAGAGUUCGAAGGAGAAAAACGGGUCGCAAACAGAGGGGAACAAAGGCAGCAAUCGCCCCAGGCCAAAGGGGGCGCUGUCUUCAAGAAAGCAGGUCACCAAGAUGUUGGCCGUGGUGGUCAUACUUUUUGCUCUCCUUUGGAUGCCCUAUCGGACAUUGGUUCUAGUCAAUUCUUUUAUGGGCAACCCUUACCUGGAUCCUUGGUUUCUUCUCUUCUGCCGUGUUUGUGUUUAUGCCAACAGCGCCAUAAAUCCUGUAAUCUACAACCUUAUGUCUCAGAAGUUCCGUACCGCCUUCAAGAAGUUGUGUAAGUGUGGACAAGAAGACACCCAAAGGAGAAGUAUGUACUUGACCACUACCAGUUACAGUAUGGUGAGGGAUGGAGCCACCGCUGGAGCGGAGAAGAAAGAUAAGCCAGCUCCUCAGAAACCCACCGCCCUUCCAAAACAGACCAGUAACGCGAGAACCGAAGGGGAGCUAUACUACAGCGUGGUCUAACGUGCCCGUUUGCAAACGUCCUGGUUCAUAGUCUAUGUACGAUGCGAAAGUUGGUGCCAAUCCAUGGGGCAUAUUUUACAUCAAGAGCAGCAAGGACGGCAUUCUUAUUGAAAUAUAGAAGAACAGAUCCAAAUUCUUUGGUCAUUUUGCCUUCCUGUAGAAGUCUAAUUAUGUACUGUGUCUUGUAGAAGAGCGAUGAAGUCUCUCGGCAUCCCAUGCACAGGCUUUAUGUACGAGUCAUGUUUGAGCUUUCAUAGAUUUCCGCCAACGGUAUGGAGCCAUUUUCCGUAAUCAGGAGUCCUCCAUGAGAUGCAGGUCAAAACCCCUACUUUAAAUAGCAUAUACCAAGUUAUUAUUACUUGAUUUAUUUUAGCGGGCAUUUAAA
Molecule: messenger RNA, 1732 nt
Organism: Spea bombifrons (plains spadefoot toad)
Lineage: Eukaryota; Metazoa; Chordata; Amphibia; Anura; Pelobatidae
Product: thyrotropin-releasing hormone receptor-like
Exons: 3
Coding region: 142-1347 (401 amino acids)
Biological process (GO): phospholipase C-activating G protein-coupled receptor signaling pathway
Cellular component (GO): membrane
Molecular function (GO): thyrotropin-releasing hormone receptor activity
Source: RefSeq, a predicted model, not a curated record